This is a messenger RNA of Cheilinus undulatus (humphead wrasse), 3496 nucleotides long. It is a transcript of the gene adam8a, whose product is annotated as ADAM metallopeptidase domain 8a. The record is from RefSeq and is a predicted model, not a curated record. Gene Ontology annotation, biological process: positive regulation of membrane protein ectodomain proteolysis; inflammatory response; proteolysis. The transcript has 25 exons. The coding region runs from base 23 to 2677 and encodes 884 amino acids. NCBI's taxonomy places the organism in Eukaryota, Metazoa, Chordata, Actinopteri, Labriformes, Labridae. Gene Ontology annotation, molecular function: metalloendopeptidase activity; cell adhesion molecule binding.
AGAGAGCGUCCGCUAGAGCAACAUGCCACAUUGUGGAUUUUUUAUAUGGAUUUUCUUCUCUUCAUGGGGAGUAAUAAUUGCAGGCAGUCUGAGGACUCUUCCUCAUGUGAUGAAGUACCAAACAGUGAUACCUCAGAGGCUGAAGGAUUCAUCUCACCUUAAUACUGCUGCUACACAUCCGCUGUAUCCUGAUGUACUCCAGUACUCUGUGACGAUUGCAGGACAGAACCACACACUACACCUGGAAAAGAACAAACAUCUUGUUGGGCAAAACUUUUCUGUGACCCACUAUUCUGAUCAGGGUGAAGAAGUCACAACUACACCAGAUCUUGGGGUUCACUGCUACUAUCAUGGACACGUCGUGGGCAUUGAGGACUCGUCUGCCAGCGUGGGACUGUGCUCAGGAAUCAAAGGCUUUGUGCGUCUCCAGGACCAAAUGUACCUCAUCGAACCUCUCUCAGGUGCUGAGGCAGGACAGCAGGAUGAAGGGCACAGUGCUGAGGAUCACAGCAGUGAGGGUCUCCAUGCCAUUUACAACUACAAACACCUGAGGAGGAAGAGGAGCUCCUGUUCCCAUGGAAACACGACUACUUACUAUGAUCAUGGUGCUCGUUCGGCUGGUCUGUUCAAGCUGGGCAGUCUGAGAAGCAGAGCUCAAACCAAAGACCGUUCAAAGAAACCCAGGACAGUCGAGCUUGUUGUUGUGGUCGAUAACACCGAGUACAAGAAGUUUGGCAGCACGAAGAAAAUAGAAGCCAGAGUGCUUGAAGUAGCAAACCACGUGGACAAGCUGUAUCGACCCCUGAACAUCCGUGUGAUGCUGGUCGGUGUGGAUAUCUGGUCGUACAAGGAUAAGGUCGAGGUCAGCUCAAACCCAGAGAUCACCCUCGGACGCUUCCUCGAGUGGCGCCAGAAGAACCUUGUGCCCAGGACUCAACACGACAAUGCACAAUUCAUCACAGGUGUUGAUUUUGAUGGUUCCACUGUUGGCUUAGCUAACACCAACGCCAUGUGCACCUCAAACUCCGGAGCUGUUAAUGAGGACCAUAACUCUAACUCAAUUGGAGUGGCUUCUACCAUUGCACAUGAGAUGGGUCACAACCUAGGCUUGACCCAUGACACUGAAGACUGCAUCUGUGGUUCCUUCACAUCCAAGAAAGGCUGCAUCAUGUCCGAAAGUGUUGGCUUUGUGUAUCCUGAGAAGUUCAGCAGCUGCAGUCAGCAGCAGCUCAACAGAUUCUUGGACGAGGUGGACCCUGCCUGUCUGCUCGAUUCUCCUUCCACUGAUCGUAUCUUUCGUGGGCCGGUGUGUGGGAAUGCCUUCCUGGAGCCUGGAGAGGAGUGUGACUGUGGCACUGUAGAGGAAUGUAAGAACCCUUGCUGUAAUGCCACCACCUGCAAACUGAAAGCAGGAGCCGCGUGUGCAGAGGGAGAGUGCUGCCACAACUGCCAACUGAAACCAACAGGCAGCGUCUGCCGACCAAAGACAGGAGAUUGUGACCUCACAGAAUACUGCACCGGCUUCUCCGCCUCCUGCCCAGCUGACGCGUACACCCAGAACGGACGCCCAUGCAGCCGGGGGAAGGGAUACUGCUACAAUGGACAGUGUCCUUCCAGGCAGGAGCACUGCAAGAGGCUCUGGGGCCCAGAUGCUGACGUAGCUGCAGAAGCUUGUUUCUCUCAGCCUGGAAACUGCAGGAGGACACGGUUUAGCCAGAGAUGUCCAAGUCGAGAUCAAUCCUGUGGGACGCUUUUUUGUACUGGAGGAUGGGAGUUUCCUGUGACAUCCAGAAAGUCCUUUUUGCAGUUAGGAAAUGGAGAAAUCUGUAAUGAGGCCACAAUGAAAGCUGAAGAUAACUACCCUCCAGAUCUAUCCAAAGUGCCCACUGGCACCAAGUGUGGCACCAACAUGGUGUGCUACAACCAACAAUGUCAGGACAUCAAGAACAUCAAAGCGUAUGGCUCUGAUGACUGUUCAGCCAAAUGUAACAACAACGGGGUUUGUAACCAUGAGAGGAAGUGUCACUGCGACCCCGGCUGGGCGCCGCCUUACUGCGACGUGCUACAGUCAGAGCUGCCUCAAGAUGCAGGUCCAGUGGUGUUAGGUGUGUCUCUGGCGGUUGGAUGUCUCCUGCUGUUGGUCGUGGUUAUUGGGACUCUGAUGUGCUGCAUGAAAAAAAGACGACCCACAAAAAGAUGCUUCCAAUCUACCUCUGGACAGCUUAACCCCAUGUUUCAGUCGAGCAGUACACGCAGCAGUCCUCGAGUCGGGACAGCGCACAUAAGCAAGCCCAUUUUUGUGGAGUCAUCAGCAUCUCAGGCCUGUAAACCUCUCAACUCCACUUUUUCUAAACCACAAACUGGAGCCCCGAAGCCCAGCCGAGCAGCUCCAGAGCCACCAAAGAAACCUGGAGCAACGCCUCAACCAUCCAAGAUUCAACAGGUUGUAAGGCCUUUUAUGCAGCCUCCAAACAUUUCAAGCAAACCAGUCUACACUGAGAGUAAGCCUCUACCUCCCUCAAGACCUCUCCCACCACUCACAUCAAAACCAAUCUCAAAGCCAAAGCCCCCGAUGCCCCCUGUGAAGCCAAAGCCCUCUGCAGCCCCAUCUCCUCUGCCUCACACUCUGCUGCUUUCAGGCAGAGCUGCCCUGAUGCCCCCCAACCGGCCCAGAUGACAGAGGGAGUAAUUCAUCCUGGUAUAAACACCCAGAUCCUCUGACAGCAAACACUGCUGUCAUCCCACAGAGAAGAACCUAAAGGUCCUCUCAGGAGACACUUCUCUCUUUUUAAAGUCGAGGCGAGAUCCACCGAAGGAUCAGCAACAAUACGUGACAGAGUUGCUCUGUCAGUUUUCGUCUCUCUGAAGAUUACCGCCGUCUGUGUCUUGCUUAUGAAAGCCUUCAGUAUGUUGUUGAAAACCUGAAGCCGUGAUUGACAGACUCAGCAUCUGUGCUUUCUGAAUGACAAAUGGCUCUCCUGCCAUGAUGUUUUUUUUUCUUUAAGGGAAAUGUCUCUCUCUCUUGAUCCUUGGAUAUGUGAAGAUUUAUGAGGCAAUUGCACUAUUGAUGCUGUAACUGUUUAACUGUUACUAUCCUCUCACUUUGUUUUGGUACUGCUUUUUAAGAAUUAGUGUUGUUAAGGGAUCUGAAAUUAUUGCACCAACUUGGGCACUUUAAAGAUUUUCUUAUUAAGGUCAAACCACAAAUGUUUAUCUUGUUCUAUCUUGUAUGCGUGGCUUUGUGAGACUGAUUUGUUAAAUGCAGUUGUUUUAUAUGUUGACGGGAUAUGUGUAUUUCUUUGUGUCCGUAAGGGAUUUUUAUUGUAUUUUCUAUGCAGCAGACAUGAUCAAACAGUUCUCUCUUAAUAAUGCCAACGAUUGUGGCCUUUCCUGCAAACUUUGAACUGAAAAUUAUUUGAAAAAUAUUCUUUCCUAUUUAUUGAGAUCUUUAUUCUGUAAAAUAAAGCUUAAAAUAAAAUUGAAUCAUCAAAAUCAA